AUGUCGGCAUACACCUUCGGAGCUGCGUUGGAGCUUACCAGCUCCCCAAAUCUGACAUCCCCGCCUGCUGUGAAGAAGAAAGAGCCAACAGGACCUCAAUCAGCCAUCGAACUCCAAGAUUACAUCCAGCAAGGGCAGGUUCGGCACUCGCAGCAUUCGAAUGGCAGCACAGCCGCUGCCGCUGCACAUGCGUCUGAGAAAGGACCAACAACAACGACAACAAAGACACCCAAUGAGCUUGAGAUGAGUCGACCGCCAUCGCCGAGUCAAGCCACUGAGAUGGUGCCGAGUUGGGGAUUCCCCUCUAUGAACAAAUAUCGCGUUCUAGCGGCUUGUGCAGUCUACUUUUCUAAUGGCCUGAACGAUGCUUGUAAGUCUCAUGUGUCAAGACCAUCUCGAGGCAAUUGA
Molecule: messenger RNA, 408 nt
Organism: Aureobasidium uvarum
Lineage: Eukaryota; Fungi; Ascomycota; Dothideomycetes; Dothideales; Saccotheciaceae
Source: the annotation of a GenBank genome assembly